Cygnus olor (mute swan) is the source of this 3017-nucleotide messenger RNA. It is a transcript of the gene GALNT16, whose product is annotated as polypeptide N-acetylgalactosaminyltransferase 16. The transcript is spliced from 16 exons. The record is from RefSeq and is a predicted model, not a curated record. Gene Ontology annotation, cellular component: Golgi apparatus. Lineage: Eukaryota; Metazoa; Chordata; Aves; Anseriformes; Anatidae. The coding region runs from base 94 to 1773 and encodes 559 amino acids.
GGAGGAAGGGGGGGCCCCACGCCGCCUCCCCGCCUCCCUCCGCCGCCGCUGCCCGGCGAGGCAGCGCUCCCAGGCUCCACCGGGGCUCUCGGCAUGAGGAGGCUGCGGGCCAAUGCCAUCGCCGUGCUGACGGUCGCCUGGAUCCUGGGCACUUUCUACUACUUAUGGCAGGACAGCAAGCCCCGCACGGCGGCGGGCGGCAGCGGGCCGAGGGCGGCCGGCCGGCCGGAGCUCCGCCGGGAGGACGGGAGCCUGCCCCUGGCCGUGACAAGGGCUCCCCAAGGAGAGAAGAACAGCCGGAGGGGUUUUGAUGAGAAGGCUUAUUUGUCCUCAAAGCUGCUGAAGGCUGGAGAAGACCCCUACCGCCAGCAUGCUUUUAAUCAGCUAGAGAGCGACAAACUCAGCAGUGAUCGGCCCAUACGGGACACCAGGCACUACAGGUGCACCUCUGUACGCUAUGAUCCAGACCUGCCAGCUACCAGCCUCAUCAUCACCUUCCACAACGAGGCCCGCUCCACCCUGCUCCGUACGGUGAAGAGCGUCUUGAACCGCACCCCUCCCAGCCUCAUCCAGGAGAUCAUUUUGGUAGAUGACUUCAGCUCAGAUCCUGAGGACUGCCAGCUCCUUACCAAGAUCCCAAAGGUCAAGUGUCUGCGAAACACCCGUCGAGAAGGGCUGAUUCGCUCUCGGGUGCGAGGAGCUGAAGUGGCCACCGCCGACAUCCUCACCUUCUUGGACAGUCACUGUGAAGUCAACAGCGAGUGGCUGCAGCCAAUGCUUCAGAGAGUGAAAGAGGAUUAUACCCGAGUGGUGAGUCCAAUCAUUGAUGUUAUCAGCCUGGAUAAUUUUGCCUACCUGGCAGCAUCAGCAGAUCUGCGGGGAGGGUUUGACUGGAGCCUUCACUUUAAGUGGGAGCAGAUUCCUAUAGAGCAGAAGAUGUCCCGAACAGACCCAACUCAGUCUAUAAGAACCCCUGUCAUAGCAGGAGGCAUCUUUGUGAUUGACAAGUCCUGGUUUAACCACCUGGGAAAAUAUGACACUCAAAUGGACAUAUGGGGAGGAGAAAAUUUUGAGCUCUCUUUCCGAGUGUGGAUGUGUGGUGGCAGCUUGGAGAUUGUUCCCUGCAGUCGAGUGGGACACGUGUUCAGGAAGCGCCAUCCCUAUGACUUCCCUGAGGGCAACGCGCUGACGUACAUCAAGAACACUAAGCGCACGGCAGAAGUGUGGAUGGACGAAUACAAGCAGUACUACUACGAAGCCCGGCCGUCAGCCAUUGGCAAGUCAUUUGGAAGUGUUGCAGAACGAGUGGAGCAGCGCCGCAAGCUGAACUGUAAAUCCUUCCAGUGGUACCUGGAGAACGUCUAUCCUGAGCUCAAGGUUCCUGAAAAGGAGUUGAUUCCAGGGAUAAUUAGACAAGGAGGAAAUUGCCUGGAGUCUUGGGCACAGGAUACCACUGGGAAUAUGUUGGCUGGCAUGGGAAACUGUAAAGGGACAGUGAACAAUCCACCUGUCACUCAGGAGUGGGUAUUCAGUGACCCUCUAAUUAGACAGCAGGACAAGUGUCUUUCCAUUACCUCCUUCUCUACUGGCUCUCAAAUCGCACUGGAAGCCUGCAAUCAAAAAGAUGGCAGACAGAAGUGGAAGAUGAAAGGCAGUUUCAUUCAACACUUUGUCAGUGGUCUCUGUCUGGAAAACCAGGCUGGGAGAGUGGUGACCAACCCUUGCCAAGCAGAUGUACCUGGCCAACAGUGGGAGCUGCUACAAGCAACAUGAUGCAUCUUACGGGCUGCAGCUAACAGCAUCUUCGCUCCUCCACCAGGUACUGCUUCCUUCCUUCUUGCUCCCGCUGUGUGUGUGCAGCUUUCUUGCAGUUCCUUCUUCAUAACCCCACUGGGACUAGGACCCCGCUCCUCUACAAACAAUCCUCCUGACUGCUGCAGACCACAGGAGCUCUGCUUACAUAGCCUCCAAGCUCUGGGCCAGCCCUGGUUCAAAGGGUUCUUGUCAGCAUGCUGGCUACUGCCCUGGACUUUGUGCUUGGCUCCAAUGUUUGAGGUUCCUGAUGGGUCCCAGAGCAGUAGUACCUGGACUAGCUGUGCUGAUUUGUGCCUCUCUUACCACUGAUCACCGCCUGGCAGAGUGUGAACUAGCAGCCAUUUGGGGCUGUGAGCAGGUGAAGACAGAGCACUCUUCUUCAAGUGCUCUGGCCUGGGGGAGAAAAGGGAAAGGGUGGGCAGAUGCUAGAUGUCAGUAACUUAAAUUGCCCCUGGAGUUAGGGGCUACCAAAACCCUAAAUAUACCUGUUUUUGGACAUGUUAUCCUGAGGUCCCCAGCCAGCUGCUGUACUCCCCUGUCAGCCAAAGCACAGCUCACAGGGCCUCCCCCCACAUCACCUUCUGGAAGUUAAUGGACUUUUGCAAUUGCUGAAAAGCAGAUGCAUCACAAAAGGCUGCUUUUAAGUGUGGGGAAACUAAUCUUCUCAGAAUAAAUGAAGGCUUGGCCAUACUGGCGUGGUUUCUAUUUCCCUUGCACCGAAGGGAGGAGGAGGGAUGUCAUCUAUGUUUUCUUUCCGAAGUUCCAGCGGUGCCAUGCUUUGGAACAGGACUCCAGUGGGGUUUUUGAAAGAAAACUGACUGAGCCCUCAAAUUUGGUUGAUUUGUUUCUUCAACAGUCAGAAUAAGCAGCUGCUCACCCUUGUUUUCCUGUUUACUUUAAACAGACCUCUAGACUGUGAAGACGAAACAUUUGCAUUGGUAAUACCCUUUAAGAAAGCUGUUAUUGUUUCAGAUCAUCCAGUGUAAUUUCAUGUGCUAUGAACCAAUGGGGGUUUAUUUAAGAGGAACUGAAACUACUGUUGUACAGAAAUCAAUUUCAAAAGGUUUAUUUUCCCCACUCAGUUGUGAGUUGCACUUUGCCAGAUGUAAUUUAUGUGGAACCCAGAUUUGUUUUCCCUUUUCUUGAAGAAAGCAUGUGCCAGAAUCUCUCUAAUGCCUGGAAUAAAAUCCACUUUGAAACAA